Molecule: messenger RNA, 1281 nt
Organism: Iphiclides podalirius (scarce swallowtail)
Lineage: Eukaryota; Metazoa; Arthropoda; Insecta; Lepidoptera; Papilionidae
Source: the annotation of a GenBank genome assembly
AUGACUGUGACGUCACUGCGGGUGGUUUUUUCGAUGGUGUUCCUGAUGCUGCAGCAAUGCACAGACGCCAGCCGGGUGCAGGCAGCUGUUAGUUUCCUAGCAAACGCGUCGUAUCAAGAAAUGGAGAUAAAGUCCGAGUCUAGCCUCUCGCUUCGGGACAUUCUGCCGGUGAAAGCAAAGUACUACGACAAGAACAGGGCCCCGAAGCUUCUUGGACAGCCGACCGUGGUCUACUUCCACGUGACUGUACUGUCUUUGGAUUCGAUCAACGAGGAGAGUAUGACGUACGUGGCAGAUAUAUUUCUCGCGCAAUCGUGGCGCGACCCUCGGCUUCGUCUGCCCGAAAACAUGCACGAGGAGUACCGGAUCCUCGACGUGGCUUGGCUGAACAACAUAUGGAGGCCGGACUGCUUCUUCAAGAACGCUAAGAAAGUGACCUUCCACGAGAUGAGCAUCCCCAAUCAUUACCUGUGGCUGUACCACGAUAAGACGUUGCUGUACAUGUCCAAGCUGACCCUCGUACUUUCGUGUGCGAUGAAGUUCGAGUCUUAUCCCCACGACACCCAGAGCUGCUCCAUGAUGAUCGAGAGCUUGUCCCACACGGUGCACGAUCUUGUGUUCAUAUGGAACCUCACCGACCCGUUAGUGGUCAACCCGGACAUCGAACUGCCGCAACUCGACAUUUCAAACAACUAUACUAGUGACUGCACUAUCGAAUAUUCCACAGGUAACUUCACGUGCCUGGCCGUUGUAUUCAACUUGAGACGUCGGCUCGGCUACCACCUUUUCCACACGUACAUACCGUCGGCGCUCAUCGUCGUGAUGUCUUGGAUCUCGUUCUGGAUAAAGCCCGAAGCGAUCCCUGCGCGGGUGACGCUGGGGGUCACCUCGUUGCUGACCUUGGCGACGCAAAACACCCAGUCGCAGCAAAGCUUGCCGCCAGUCUCUUACGUGAAGGCGAUAGACGUUUGGAUGUCUUCUUGCUCUGUCUUCGUCUUCUUGUCGCUCUUCGAAUUUGCGGUGGUGAACAACUAUAUGGGCCCCGUCGCCACCAAAGCAAUGAAGGGCUACUCCGAUGAGGACUUAUCGAGGGACCUAGACGCCUUCAAGCACAUAUUCCCGAAUUCGGUGGAUCCGAGGGCAAGUACGUCCGCUUCGCUUCCGCAAUACGAGACUUUCUGCAACGGGAGAGAGACCGCUGUAUACAUCGAUCGCUUCUCCCGUUUCUUCUUUCCGUUCUCCUUCUUCAUUCUGAACGUAGUGUACUGGUCCACGUUCCUG